This is a messenger RNA of Arvicola amphibius (Eurasian water vole), 1359 nucleotides long. RefSeq names its product spermatogenesis-associated protein 31D4-like. NCBI's taxonomy places the organism in Eukaryota, Metazoa, Chordata, Mammalia, Rodentia, Cricetidae. The record is from RefSeq and is a predicted model, not a curated record. The transcript is spliced from 3 exons.
AUGCCUGACUUCAAUGUAUGUGCAUGCACUCAACAUUUGGUUAACCAGGAGUUUCUUGACCUCCAUUCUUCUGAAUCUUACUUAUGGGGAAACAACAUAACCAGCCUUAAAUUACCUAGAAACCUUUCCUUUUCCAACCUUGAUUCCAUGGUAAUACUUGAGAGACAAGAUCAAAAGAUGGCUGAUUCAUUUAAAACUUGGGAGAAGAUCCAAGAAUCUGAUCAGCAGAACUUGGCAGUUUCCCGUCCUUUGGGGAGCUGCGAAGGUAAACCAGAGAGACUUCACAUGCACCAGCAGUCCCCCCAUCUCAAGACCUCUCAAGAUCAUUUAGAGCCUAAACAUACACAGUUUUUCUGGGACAUCCCUUCUCUACACAGUGAGUCCAUGAACUCUGUUGCUCCUGUGUGGGCUGACAGUUCCUUGACCUCUGGAUGCUUUCACAGAUUCUCAGAUUCUGCCAUACUUACUAACCACACACCAUUGUCCUUGCCUGAGAGUCAACCACAGAACUUGCCCCAAACUCUGUCCACAUCUCAGUCCCAACCUGUCCCUUUUGCCAAGACCCAGACCCAGCUUCAACACUCAAUUCCAGUGCUGUCAAUGCUGUCACCUUCUCUGCUAUCCCAGCUUAGAAUCUGUAGGGUGUAUUUUCACAGACCCCAGGAUAAAGCACAACCUCUUGAGGCCUCUUCAAUCCACUGCCUAGAAUACAGCAUCUUGAAAAAGGUGCAGGAAAGAGUGUGGGGUUUACCCACUGUGGUCAAAAAAUCCCAGGAAGAAUUUUAUCCCCCACCUCCCAAUCCCUCAUUAGUCAAGCAGUCUUCUAAGACCCAUGGUCCCAGGCCCAUCUCUCUUGGAAAUUUUCCCCUCACCAGUGAGAUCCAGAAGAAACUUGAGCACCACCUUCGAAAGAGGCUCAUCCUACAGCGCUGGGGCUUACCCUAGAGGAUUCGUAACUCUCUGUCAUGGAUGAGUCCUCAAGCAGAACUUUCAGAGGCAUCUUCAUCUACAAGCAACUAUGGGCUUUCAUGGAUCUCUUUCUUUAAGCAACAGGGCAGUAAAGACCCACACAACAAUGUAUUGAACAAACCUGAAACCUUCCCAGCAAGACAAUCAGGGGAGAAACUGUUAAUGGCAAAGGGACAUAGCCUAGAGACUGUUCAAAAACACCAGCUAUGGAGCAGCACCAAGGGCACUCCAGAUAAUGGUGGUCAAACAAACUGCCAAGGUUAUAUCAAGUGUGGACAGAAGCAGGUGUGGUCUGGGCUUCAAACAUUAGGGAUCGGGUUCAUAGGAAGAACGGGGCCCCUGGGAGUAGGUGAGGAUGAUGCUCAGUAUUAUCCUAGAGUAGAAACUUGA